Molecule: messenger RNA, 3832 nt
Organism: Salvelinus namaycush (lake trout)
Lineage: Eukaryota; Metazoa; Chordata; Actinopteri; Salmoniformes; Salmonidae
Product: calcium/calmodulin-dependent protein kinase type II subunit gamma
Exons: 20
Coding region: 90-1667 (525 amino acids)
Biological process (GO): protein phosphorylation
Cellular component (GO): neuron projection; cytoplasm
Molecular function (GO): ATP binding; calcium/calmodulin-dependent protein kinase activity; calmodulin binding
Source: RefSeq, a predicted model, not a curated record
UUUAGUAUCUCCCUUUGCGUUUACGAGAUCUCCCCCGAAUCCUGAGCGAGGCAGUCACCGAAACGAGAGGCGAUACCCUCCUGCACAACAUGGCUACAAUUGUAACCUCGACCAGAUUUACAGACGAAUAUCAGCUGUACGAGGAGCUCGGAAAGGGCGCCUUCUCCGUUGUCCGGCGAUGCGUUAAAAAGUCCAACGGCCAGGAAUUUGCUGCUAAAAUUAUCAACACGAAAAAACUCUCAGCAAGAGAUCAUCAAAAACUGGAACGAGAGGCCCGCAUCUGUCGCCUGCUCAAACAUCCCAACAUAGUACGACUACACGAAAGUAUCUCAGAGGAAGGCUUCCAUUACCUCGUCUUUGACCUUGUCACCGGUGGAGAGCUGUUUGAAGACAUUGUUGCCAGAGAGUAUUACAGUGAGGCUGAUGCCAGCCAGUGUAUCAAUCAGAUCCUGGAGAGUGUCCACCACAUGCACCAGCAUGACAUUGUGCACAGGGAUCUCAAGCCAGAAAACCUGCUCCUGGCCAGUAAGCUGAAGGGAGCUGCAGUAAAGCUGGCUGACUUUGGGCUGGCCAUCGACGUGCAGGGAGACGAGCAAGCAUGGUUCGGUUUUGCAGGCACUCCAGGCUACCUCUCUCCAGAGGUCUUGAGGAAGGACCCCUACGGCAAGCCGGUGGAUAUCUGGGCCUGUGGUGUGGUCCUGUACAUUCUCCUGGUGGGCUACCCUCCCUUCUGGGAUGAGGACCAGCACAAGCUCUAUCAGCAGAUCAAGGCUGGGGCCUAUGAUUUCCCCUCCCCAGAGUGGGACACAGUGACCCCCGAAGCCAAGAACCUGAUCAACCAGAUGUUGACCAUCAACCCUGCCAAGAGGAUCACUGCUGACCAGGCUCUCAAGCACCCAUGGAUCUGCCAACGUUCCACUGUGGCUUCCAUGAUGCAUCGCCAAGAGACUGUGGAGUGCCUGCGCAAGUUCAACGCCAGGCGAAAACUCAAGGGAGCCAUCCUUACCACCAUGCUGGUGACCAGAAACUUCUCAGCAUGCAAAAGUUUACUAAACAAGAAGUCGGAUGGUGGAGUGAAGCCGCAGACAAACAACAAUAAAAACAGUGUAGUGAGCAGUACCAGCAGCACCAAAGACAGCAGCAUAUCAUCUUCAGCACCAAUGGAACCACAGACCACUGUCGUGCACAACCCAGCUGACGGCACCAAGGGCUCUACAGAGAGCUGUAACAUCACAGAAGAGGAGGAUGUGAAAGGUAGGAAAGCUCGCAAACAGGAGAUCAUCAAGAUUACUGAGCAGCUGAUUGAGGCCAUCAACAACGGAGACUUUGAGGCUUACACGAGAAUCUGUGACCCCGGACUAACCUCGUUUGAACCUGAGGCUUUGGGAAACCUGGUGGAGGGCAUGGACUUCCACAAGUUCUACUUUGAGAACUUGUUGAGUAAGAACAGUAAGCCGGUCCACACCACCAUCCUGAACCCCCAUGUGCACCUGAUCGGGGAGGACGCGGCCUGCAUCGCCUACAUCCGCCUGACCCAGUACAUCGACAGCCAGGGGCGCCCGCGCUCCUGCCAGUCAGAGGAGACCCGCGUGUGGCACCGCCGCGAUGCCAAGUGGCUCAACGUGCAUUUCCACUGUUCAGGAGCGCCUGCCGCACCUCUCCAGUGAACCUUUAUCAGACACAGCUUUGCCUGAAUUCUGAAGCCGAUUGGAGCAUUUUCUCAGUGGUCGGAUUGGCGCCAAGAGCCCUGCCAGAAGAGACCGCUUGGAAGUUUAAAAUCUAAGGGGAAAAUAUAACAAAAUAAAAUAUUUUAAAGCCGACCGACUGACAACACCACCACCACCACUCCAGUCCAACCCGAGCUAUAUGUUGGGGGCCGGCUGUAGCCGAAGCCCUGCCCUCCGGACGGUGCAUGCUUCUGACGCCCACAGGGGGGCGCUGUCUUGUCCUUUUUCCAUGGAUCCAUAUUUUUUGCAGUUUUGAAAGGUGUUUAAAGUAUUAACAUAUGUAAAAUAAAUUAUCAAAAAACAUUCACAUUUAAUCAGCAGGUAUGGUAGUAAUGAUUAAAGAAAAUAAAUGUGAAUUUUCUAUUAAAAAAAAGAGAAAAAGGAGCACACCCUAAUUUUUGUGGUGGUUGUUUUUUUGUUUGUUUCACAGUUAACAUAUCUAAUUUUUUCUUUUGUUGGAUGCAAACAAAUGCUAGAAGGGAACAUUUCCGAAAAACGAAAAGCUCGAUUCAAUCCGUAUCGCAGGUUCAGCGCUAUGGCGCGAUUGAAAUUUAAAGGUCAUUUUUAUGAUUGAGCUGACCGAUGCAGCGUUUGCCGUGAAUGCAGUCUCCACGAACGUGAGCACAUUGCCUUUAAAUUUCAAACGCGUUAUAGUGCUGAACUUCCGCGAUACGAAUUGAACCAAGCUCUAAAUUGUUACUUACAGUAAUAUCAACAUUUUAGACAUUGUUUUAAUGUAGAUGUUAUCUUUUUAUGGGUCGGGUGCGUUGCAGAAGGGACUUUUUUUUUUGUAUUCUGAUGUGUUAUUGUGGACCUCUUCAUUUUUAUCCCCUGUAUGAUGCUGUAUUUGAAAGUAUUUUGUGUGUGAAGAUUUUUUUUAAUGGGGACUUUAUUUAAUAUAGUAAUGUAUACAUAUUUAUAAGGAGAAAGACUUUACUUUCAGGGUUUGGAUGCGUGUGUGUGAAGGUGUGUUCUCAUGUCCCUAUAGCUCCCUUUUCAAGCUCUUUUGCGCUUUGAGAUCCCCGGUGUAUAUGCACACAUGCAUGCUCACACAAGGCCCAAAAUCCAGGUCACUGUGCUGUGCCCUUUGGGUAUGUAGACCAGCCUGCUCCUCCAGCUACAGGCCACAUUCUCCUGACCAGCACAACCUGAAGUUGCAGAACACUACUAUUGGUUCAGUGUGCCAAGUUUGCCUUCUUCCUUUUGGCCACUAGAGGGCACAUGACACAAUCAAGCCUACUGCUACUAUUCUGACGGAGACCCCAAACCACAAACUCUGAACGCUCGUACACCUCUCCUUCCUAUUGUUUUCAUCAUGUUUGAUAAAACAUUUUUUGGGGAAAUAUGGAAAAAUGUAAUGAAAUCUAAAAUGGCCGGUACUGUUUGGCACAAACUUGAGACUCAAUGCUGUUCUGUUCACUCCCCGGAUGAAAGUUUCUGCAACUUCAGGUUAAGCUCACUUACUCCUGGGGUCUCUACCUGUGUUUCUGUAGUUAGCGACCCUGCUAAUCAGCUUUCUAUUAGCGCCACUCAGUGUGAUAUCACCCUUUGCCUGUCUCUUGUUCUGGUCUCUGUCCUGUUCUCGAACAUUGUAUAUUAUUGUCUGUCUUCGCUUGCCAUACCUCUCUGUAAAGUCAUUGGCACUAAAAGCAUGUGAAAAUGAAAAUGCUGUUGAGUUGGCCGGUGGCUGGUGGUGGCAUGUCGAACAGCUGGCUGGGGAUGGGCCGGGAGGUGGAUCGGGGGCCACGCUUAAAGCAAUCAAUGGAUUGGCCCCUUUAUCCCGGUUUCAGUUGUAACUGUUCUAGAUGUUAGUGUUUGUACUGUUAUGAAUAAUCCAUUUCUUUUUGAGAUUGGAGCUGUAACUAUGGGGAGGCAGUUGAGGUGGGGGUUGGGGCUCAGGCAGCUGGCCAAUCACACCCAAGCCUCCCCUGUCCAACCCAAUUCCCACAAUACACAUAUGUGGAAUCAACACACACACAGUGCACUCCCGAUGCAAAUUAUAUUUGAAUAUAUAUACACUGAACAAAAAUAUAAACGCAACAUGUAAAGUGCUGGUCCCAUGUUUCAUGAGCUGAAAUAAAGAUCCCAGAAAUGUUCCAUACUCA